Molecule: messenger RNA, 1071 nt
Organism: Rhizopus microsporus ATCC 52813
Lineage: Eukaryota; Fungi; Mucoromycota; Mucoromycetes; Mucorales; Rhizopodaceae
Exons: 2
Coding region: 1-1071 (356 amino acids)
Source: RefSeq, a predicted model, not a curated record
AUGGAAACUUACAACAGACCCUUAACUCCUCCUGACAACGAUCGUCUCAAAGACUCUACAUUGCCCGAAGUUGCUUCUCUUCAAAAGAAACAAGACCAAGUCUUUCCUCCCGUUACAGGCGCUACUGCUGAUAUAACCUCUACUCAACCUAUCACUAAAAAUAACGCUACUACCACAAACCAUUCUACUUCAAACCCCUUUGCUUCAGAUACUGCUGAUGCUCGUCGUACCUCCCAACCUCCUCCUGGUUACCAACAUGGUGUUGCCUUCCCAUUUGAGAAGGGCACGUCUUCCUCUCCUGUGACCAGUACAGCUACAUCUGCAGCCAGUCCUACCAACAACACUGCAAAGUACGGUAGCUCACAACGUAAUGAUACGACCCAUCGUAUCGAAACCGAGGCCUUGAACAUUCUCCAAUGGAAAAAUCCUCUCCGCUCGGGUGCCAUCAUGGCCAUGAUUGUAGGCUCAAUCAUCCUUAGUCGUUGGUACUCUUUGCUCCAGUUAGGUUCUAUGGCUCUGACUUUGGCCAUUGGCAUCAAUCUGAUUUAUGUUCACUUUAUGCUUCAAAGUCAAAAGGUGCUCACAAGCACUGACAAUGUAUCACACCCCUACAGAGACGUCAUUGAUAAUGAAAGAUCGACAGCCAUCGAUCGCCAAAGCGUUCGUCGCUACACCAACAUGUUUAUCGAAGUGGCUGAGACGGUCAUUCGUGCCUUGACUCGUAUUGUCUUUAUUGAUGACACCAAGACAAGCAUCAAGUGGCUUGCCAUCUCUUUUACUAUCUGGAAGAUCUCUGCUCAUAUGUCUACUGUCAACAUCAUCCUCUUGGUCACACUCUCUGCCUUCACUUUCCCUCGCUUGUACAUCACAAACAAGGACGUGGUUGACUCUCAUCUUCAUAAGGGUCAGACCUUGAUUCAGAACAGUAUCACCAAGGCGCAAGAAGUUGCCAAGGAUGGUAUUAAUGAUACUUAUGCAAAGGCUAGAGCUUUAGCUGCAAAGGCUGGAACAACAGGUACUGAUGCUAAGAAUACCUUAAAUAACUCUUCUGUUACUGUUAAACAAGACUAA